Fimicolochytrium jonesii is the source of this 1803-nucleotide messenger RNA. RefSeq lists its product as uncharacterized. The record is from RefSeq and is a predicted model, not a curated record. The coding region runs from base 1 to 1803 and encodes 600 amino acids. Gene Ontology annotation, biological process: endoplasmic reticulum unfolded protein response; retrograde protein transport, ER to cytosol. The transcript has 2 exons. NCBI's taxonomy places the organism in Eukaryota, Fungi, Chytridiomycota, Chytridiomycetes, Spizellomycetales, Powellomycetaceae. Gene Ontology annotation, cellular component: endoplasmic reticulum lumen.
AUGAGCCAAGGACUAUUGCUACGGACUGUAGCAUUGGCCCUGGUGGCGUUGUCGACCGUGACGGGUCAUUCUGCCCAGGAUUCGUUUCCCGUCCACCACUCGCAUGAAUCGCCGCUACCGUUCAGCAAUGCGUUCGUGUACUCGGACCUGGCUGCUCAGCCAGCGUUUAAGGUGCUUAUGGAGUACGAUGCUUUGAUAUCAGAGGCGGAAGCUGUAGCACGGCAAAAGAGUGACCCAAAUGCGGUGCUCCUCCCGAUACAGCGGCCGUCGGGCAAGCUAUACUAUUUAUGCCAGACCUCACCCCAAACAGCAACGCCUGACGUUAGACUACAGCCACUAGAAGCGAUCUCUCCCGCUGUGUACGCCAGUAGAUUACGGCAAACCUUGAAAGCUGUGCAGGGCCUAGACCGCAAAUGUCUGAUAUAUACCCAGGGAUGGUGGGAAUACGAAUACUGCCAUCUUCGCCAUGUCCGGCAAUACCACCGCCCGGCGGAGAGGGAUCCCGCCUAUCCGAACGCAGAAGGGCAGAGACUCGACUACAUCCUCGGUCGACCGCCGGUGCCAGCAUCACCCCCACCAAGCGGCGGCGUAACAAGUUCCUCCGUCCCACAGAAGGGCGCGGAAACCGGCGACCAACCCAUCCCCGGCAUGGAUUCGAGCGCACUGAUCGAAUUCGACGAGGAGGCCCGCCACUACCUCCGCAUGCGCUGGACGCACGGCGGCGUCUGCGAGAUCACCGGCAACCCUCGCCAAAUCGAGGUGCAGUUUCACUGUUGCCACAACGACCACAUUGCGUCCGUGCGCGAAAUGGCCGUCUGCAACUACGUCAUGAUCGUGCAUACCAAGCGCGUGUGUGGUCUGCAGUGGUUCAGAGGGAAACACGAGAAUCUCAGAGGCGGCGCGGAACAGAACAGUGCGGGUGCGCAGGCGGGCGAGGUUGUGUGUUCACCGGUUAGGAGCCAUUCGGGGCCGCUGGCGAUCUCGAGGGAGGAGCUCGCCUCCGUGCUCCGGAAUGAACGACAAGGCGACAUCCUCAAAUCUCAGAAUAUCCCCGACCACCCAACCACCUCCCACUCAAAAGACUCGAUCCAAACCGCCCAAACAUCCACCUCCCCCGCUUCAUCCACUGACCCACACGACGACCACCACCCCGGCGCAGCCCCGCGGAACGCGCCCCUCGAGCUUGCAGAAGGCUUCUCCUUCCUCGACGAGCAAGACCCGAUCGAGCAGCUCCUCAACGCCGUGCUGUACGACCAGGGGGAGUACGACGACGAGUACGAUAUGUUUGCGGAUGCGGAUGAGUAUCGAUUGCUGGAUGAGGAAGGUGGGGAGAUCGCUGCUGAGGAGUUUGGGGUGGGAAGUGGUGGUACGCUGGAGAAUGAUGGUGGUGGGGAUCAUCGUGGGCCCCGGACCACCACCGGUAAUACCAACCGCCCACCCCCCACCGACCCAACCCGCCGCGCCCGCCGCGCCGACAAACUGCACACCCUUCUCUCCUCCUCCCCCUCCUCCCCCGACGACGAUCCCGAAGAAGACAUCUACACAACCGCUCUCGACGAGCUAGACGAGCUCACCGACGCCGAGUUCGACUCGUUAAUCGCGGAAUGGGCGCAGGUGGUGUUGGAGAGUCAGAAGGCUGCGGAGGCGAGGACGAGGCGGAGAGAGGGAGCGGCUGCUGCUGCUGCUGCGGGGGGAAGGGAGGGAAAGGAAGAGGAGCAGGGGAAUGGGAAGAGGAAGGGGUCGAAUACGAUUAGGAUUGUGAGGGCUGUACCUGAAGUCGCGGGCGGGGGUGAGGUCAGAUAG